AUGGCGCAUGCCAAGGAGGACCACGCCAGCGAUGGCCAUCGAGAAGUGCUCGCGUCAUCUGCAGCGGGAACGACUUUUCUAAUCAUGAUUCAAUUGGCGUCCAGAAUCUUCACCUUUGCCUCCAACCAGCUCAUCUUGCGCACGCUGUCCCCCGUUGUGCUUGGAAUUGCAGCUCAACUGGAGCUGUAUCAAGUGACCAUUCUAUACUUCUCCAGGGAAAGUAUGCGUAUGGCCAUUCAAAGACAGCCAUUGGUCUCCGGUCCUCCCUCAACCAGUAACAAAGCCGACCAGCACACAGAGACCGAUCAGGACAAGCAAUCCCUCGCAUCUCAAUCGGUUGUCAAUGUGUCUUAUCUCAGUUUAUUCCUCGGCAUCCCCUGUACUGCCAUAUUCACCAUGCUUUACAGGUAUUUCGCCCCGGCAGAGGCACUGUCGACUCCUUUAUUCACUGCUAGCGUGACUGUGACUGGGAUUGCAUCCCUUGUGGAGCUGAUGAUUGAACCGUUCUUUGCAGUCAUUCAACAGAACAUGUGGUAUGACAAGCGAGCCACAGUAGAAAUGCCGGCCGCCUUUCUGAAGAGUCUAGUGACAUGUUUCACCUUUCUCUAUGCCUCUCGGCUUGGUCAAGACGUUGGUCCUUUGCCCUUUGCUUUGGGCUACUUGAGCUACUCUGCCACUCUCAUCUUCGGCUAUUCCUGGGUUUUGCUUGGAAGCCCUUCGGUACAGCGGUGCUCGUUUCUACCUAAACGUAUUCCAUCCAGGUAA
This is a messenger RNA of Penicillium argentinense, 765 nucleotides long. RefSeq lists its product as uncharacterized. Gene Ontology annotation, biological process: glycolipid translocation; dolichol-linked oligosaccharide biosynthetic process. The coding region runs from base 1 to 765 and encodes 254 amino acids. The record is from RefSeq and is a predicted model, not a curated record. Lineage: Eukaryota; Fungi; Ascomycota; Eurotiomycetes; Eurotiales; Aspergillaceae. Gene Ontology annotation, cellular component: endoplasmic reticulum membrane. The transcript has a single exon.